CUCGGCUACAUCGUGAACUGCACGCGAGGACUGGGUAGGGUCCACGGUCCACGCCAAUACAUGGGUGGCUUGCUAGAUUAUGACACGCGCCAACGACAUGUAUGCUGGCGCCGGGAUCGAUGCGGUGAUGCGUCAUGGCUGCUGCAGCGGGAAUCGGCUACGGGGAGGCGUCCGCUAGUGCAAAUGCCGCGCUCGUUGUUCUCAGGCGCGAUUUCAGGCACUCACGCUCAUCCGUGGCGGAUCGGAGCGCAAUGGACCCGUUUCCUAGAGCAGCAGUGAUGCUUUCUCAAGACUCUCGGAUGACGGCAAAUCAGGACUGGGGUGCCACCUGCAACCACAGCUGACGUCUGGCUUGAUGGCGUUUCGAAAUCACGGCAGUGCCCCCAAAUAUGAAGAAGCAAGAACCGUGACGCACGUCCAAGCUUUUGCUACCGUCAUUUCGACACCGUACCACUGUUCCAAGGACAGCGGUCAU
This is a messenger RNA of Dichomitus squalens LYAD-421 SS1, 475 nucleotides long. RefSeq lists its product as uncharacterized. The transcript has 3 exons. The record is from RefSeq and is a predicted model, not a curated record. Bases 61 to 279 code for a protein of 72 amino acids. Lineage: Eukaryota; Fungi; Basidiomycota; Agaricomycetes; Polyporales; Polyporaceae.